AUGGCGGCGUGUGGACGUGUACGGAGGAUGUUCCGCUUGUCGGCGGUGCUGCAGCUGCUGCUGCUGCUCGCGGCGGCUGGGGCCCAGAAACUACCGGGCCAGGGAGGCCACAGCCAAGGCCAGGGCCUGGGGGGCAACUUUGUGCCCUAUGUAGGACAGGCUGGAGGCGGCGGGCCGGCGGGUCAGCAGCUGCUCCAGCUGCCUCAGUCUUCUCAGCUCCAGCAGAAGCAGCAGCAGCAGCAGCAGCAGCCUCCGCAACAGCAGCAACAGCAGCCGCCGCAACAGCAGCAGCAACAACCACCUCAGCCGCCGCAGCCGCCUUUCCCGGCGGGUGGGCUUCCGGCCCGGCGGAGCGGAGCGGGGCCCGGCGGGGCCGGCGGGGGCUGGAAGCUGGCGGAGGAAGAGUUCUGCAGGGAGGACGUGACCCGUGUGUGUCCCAAGCACACCUGGAGCAACAACCUGGCGGUGCUCGAGUGUCUGCAGGACGUGAGGGAGCCUGAAAAUGAAAUUUCCUCAGAUUGUAAUCAUUUGUUGUGGAAUUAUAAGCUGAACCUAACUACAGAUCCCAAAUUUGAAUCGGUGGCCAGAGAGGUUUGCAAAUCUACCAUAUCGGAGAUUAAAGAAUGUGCUGAUGAACCAGUAGGUAAAGGUUACUUGGUUUCCUGCUUGGUGGAUCACCGUGGCAACAUCACUGAGUACCAGUGUCACCAAUACAUCACCAAGAUGACGGCCAUCAUUUUCAGUGAUUACCGUCUUAUCUGUGGCUUCAUGGAUGACUGCAAAAAUGACAUCAACAUUCUGAAAUGUGGCAGCAUUCGGCUUGGAGAAAAGGAUGCACAUUCACAAGGUGAGGUGGUGUCAUGUUUGGAGAAAGGCUUGGUGAAAGAAGCAGAAGAAAGAGAUCCCAAAACUCAAGUCUCUGAACUCUGCAAGAAAGCCAUUCUCCGAGUAGCUGAGCUGUCCUCAGAUGACUUUCAUUUAGACCGGCAUUUAUAUUUUGCUUGCCGAGAUGAUCGAGAGCGUUUUUGUGAAAAUACACAAGCUGGUGAAGGCAGAGUAUAUAAGUGCCUCUUCAACCAUAAAUUUGAAGAAUCCAUGAGUGAAAAGUGUCGAGAAGCACUAACAACCCGCCAAAAGCUGAUUGCCCAAGAUUAUAAGGUCAGUUAUUCAUUGGCCAAAUCCUGUAAGAGUGACUUAAAAAAGUACCGGUGCAACGUGGAAAACCUUCCUCGGUCCCGAGAAGCCAGGCUCUCCUACCUUCUGAUGUGUCUGGAGUCAGCUGUGCACAGAGGGCGACAAGUGAGCAGUGAGUGCCAGGGGGAGAUGUUAGAUUACCGACGCAUGCUGAUGGAAGACUUUUCUUUGAGCCCUGAGAUCAUCCUGAGCUGUCGGGGCGAGAUUGAACACCACUGUUCUGGAUUACAUCGAAAAGGGCGAACCCUGCAUUGUCUGAUGAAAGUAGUUCGAGGGGAGAAAGGGAACCUUGGAAUGAACUGCCAGCAGGCGCUUCAAACACUGAUUCAGGAGACUGACCCUGGUGCCGAUUACCGCAUUGAUAGAGCUUUGAAUGAAGCUUGUGAAUCUGUAAUACAGACUGCCUGCAAACACAUAAGAUCGGGAGACCCAAUGAUCCUCUCAUGCCUGAUGGAACAUUUAUACACAGAGAAAAUGGUAGAAGACUGUGAACACCGUCUGUUAGAGCUGCAGUAUUUCAUCUCCCGGGACUGGAAGCUGGACCCUGUCUUAUACCGCAAGUGCCAGGGAGAUGCUUCUCGUCUUUGCCACACCCACGGUUGGAAUGAAACCAGCGAACUUAUGCCUCCUGGAGCUGUGUUCUCUUGCUUGUAUAGACAUGCCUACCGUACUGAGGAACAAGGAAGGAGGCUCUCACGGGAGUGCCGAGCUGAAGUUCAAAGGAUCCUACACCAGCGUGCCAUGGACGUUAAGCUGGAUCCUGCACUCCAGGAUAAGUGCCUAAUUGAUCUGGGCAAAUGGUGCAGUGAAAAAACAGAGACCGGACAGGAGCUUGAGUGCCUUCAGGAUCAUCUUGAUGACUUGGCUGUAGAGUGCAGAGAUAUAGUCGGCAACCUCACCGAGUUAGAAUCUGAGGAUAUUCAGAUAGAAGCCUUGCUGAUGAGAGCCUGCGAGCCCAUAAUUCAGAACUUUUGUCACGAUGUGGCAGAUAACCAGAUAGACUCUGGGGACCUGAUGGAGUGUCUGAUACAAAACAAGCACCAGAAGGACAUGAAUGAGAAGUGCGCCAUUGGAGUCACCCACUUUCAGCUGGUGCAGAUGAAGGAUUUUAGGUUCUCUUACAAGUUUAAAAUGGCCUGCAAAGAGGACGUGCUGAAACUUUGCCCCAACAUAAAGAAGAAGGUGGACGUGGUGAUCUGCCUGAGCACCACCGUGCGCAAUGACACUCUGCAGGAAGCCAAAGAACACAGGGUGUCCCUGAAGUGCCGCAAGCAGCUGCGGGUGGAGGAGCUAGAGAUGACAGAGGACAUCCGUCUGGAACCAGAUCUGUAUGAAGCCUGCAAGAGUGACAUCAAGAACUACUGUUCCACAGUGCAAUACGGCAAUGCCCAGAUUAUUGAAUGUCUGAAAGAAAACAAGAAGCAACUAAGUACCCGUUGCCACCAGAAAGUUUUUAAGCUGCAGGAGACAGAGAUGAUGGACCCAGAACUAGAUUAUACGCUCAUGAGAGUUUGCAAGCAGAUGAUAAAGAGAUUCUGUCCAGAAGCAGAUUCCAAAACCAUGUUGCAAUGCUUAAAACAAAAUAAGAACAGUGAAUUGAUGGAUCCCAAAUGCAAACAGAUGAUAACCAAGCGCCAGAUCACCCAGAAUACAGAUUACCGCUUAAAUCCUGUGUUAAGGAAAGCCUGUAAAGCUGACAUUCCAAAAUUCUGUCAUGGUAUCCUGACUAAGGCUAAGGAGGAUUCGGAGCUAGAAGGUCAAGUCAUCUCUUGCCUGAAGCUGAGAUAUGCUGACCAGCGCCUCUCUUCAGACUGUGAAGACCAGAUCCGGAUUAUUAUUCAGGAGUCUGCUCUAGAUUACCGACUCGAUCCUCAGCUCCAGCUACACUGCUCAGAUGAGAUCUCCAAUCUGUGUGCCGAGGAAGCAGCAGCCCAGGAGCAGACAGGUCAAGUAGAGGAGUGCCUCAAAGUUAACCUGCUCAAAAUCAAAACAGAAAUGUGUAAAAAGGAGGUGUUAAACAUGCUGAAGGAAAGCAAAGCAGACAUCUUUGUGGACCCAGUUCUUCACACAGCUUGUGCCCUGGACAUUAAACACCACUGUGCAGCCAUUACCCCUGGCCGAGGGCGUCAAAUGUCCUGCCUCAUGGAGGCCCUGGAGGAUAAGCGGGUGAGAUUACAACCUGAGUGCAAAAAACGCCUUAAUGAUCGGAUUGAAAUGUGGAGUUACGCAGCAAAGGUGGCCCCAGCGGAUGGCUUCUCUGACCUCGCCAUGCAAGUGAUGACAUCCCCGUCAAAGAACUACAUUCUCUCUGUGAUCAGUGGGAGCAUCUGUAUAUUGUUCCUGAUUGGCCUGAUGUGUGGACGUAUCACCAAACGAGUGACACGAGAGCUCAAGGACAGGCAACAGUGCAGGUCAGAAACAAUGGCUGAUAAAGAUUUAGCGUGUUCUCAGGGUGUGCCUGGCAGUCCAACCUGACCUUUUUGCAGGCUCAAGGCCAACUUCCCAGACACUCCUUUAUGCCUCUACAUGGAGAGGGCGUGGAAAGUUAUUACAUUAGAAGAUGGAGGCUUUUUUUCUUUCUUUCUUUCCGUUACUGUGUAUACGCACUGUGUUAGGCAUUGGCUAAAUGUUGUACUUUGGUGAUUCAUCAGUCUUUUCAGAAUCUGAGCUUAAUGGAAGCAAUAUUCCUAGCCAUCCUCCCUUACCCUCCCAGUGUGGAGGUGACAGGUUUGGAGUGUACAGAGGGAGAGUGCAGGUAUCGGUUCUACCUGGCACAGCUUGGUUUGAAUUUCGGGCAUGGAGUCACAGUGGCUGCAUAAGAGAGUGGUGUGUACAGUAGGAGAUAUAUUUAUAUAAUAUAUAUUUUAUUAACCUGUUAGACGUCCACAAAGUAUUAUAAAUCAUGUGCCUAAAACUGUCUACAUAGACCAUGGCGCCCUUCCUCUCCUGCCCCUCCUUUGCCACUGUCCAUGUGUUCCGCGGACCUACACAACAUUUGUCUUCCCUGAAAUGUGUUCAGUACAAAGUGGGUCGGUUUGUGGAUCAGUUGAUCCAAAUUACUCCUUGUCUAUUCUGACUGACAUAUAUUUGAUACUGUGGUUUUCUUCUUUUUCUUUCAUUUCUCCUUGCUACCCUUCCUGGAGGCAGUGGGUCCCAGGACCCAGCUGUAUAUCCCCCCUGCCUAGGGUAAUACAAGUUGCCAAGGGGAGCCACAGAGCUGCUUGGUUCCCUCAGUCCUGCUCCUAGGGUCUUCCUGAUUCUCAGCAACUGUUGUAAGAUUCUUCAGUCUCAUAAAACUUGAAACUCUUGGAGUCUAAGCAGUACCCCCCACCACCACCACUGUUGGACUCAAUUGAGCUGGUCCAGACAGUUUGCCCUCAAGAGUUCCCACCUGGGCUGCUGAGGCUCAGGAUCAAGAAGUGGGGAUGUCCUCUAAAUGCAGCCCCCUCCCGCAGACAUGUCUGGUAUGGUUUACAGGAUAGGAUUAAUGUUCACCAUUUGGGGGGCUGGUGCCAUUCUCAUCUGUGCAGUCUCCCUCCCAAUACAUGUAAAACAUCUCCAUAAUUUAAUGUGUCUCAGUAUUUCUGUUCUUUUUGAGCUGAGACAAUCUUAUUCAUUGUGUGCAACAGAUGUAGAAGUUUGAGGAGUUAGAUUCUUGAAACUUUUGUCACCUUUAGAAAUGGUAAAAAUAGAAGGGAUAACUCUGCCUGUAUCUUCAAUUGCUUAUUUUAAGAAAGCAUUUCCCCAUCCUACUUGGAAUAGUUUUAUAUGACUGGUUCUUGAGACUCUAGGCAGUGUCAUGAGCAGUAUGCCUAGCACCGUCUGCACCUGCAGCCUACUGUAUCUGUUCUGUACUGCAUUUGGUAUAACAAAACAGGUUCUGGAGCACCUCUGGUUACCAGCCUCAUGGUUCAGUCAUGAUUGAAUCAGCUAGUCAAGAAGAAGAAACCAUGACCCUUGAGGAGGAGCUGAUGACAGAUUGUGGCAUUUAUCUCUUCUGAUAUCUAGCCCAUGAACAGUAACAUAAGGAGCAGGUGGGGUUUUUGCCAAGGCCAAGGCUCCUGGCAAUUGCUAAAAAUUACAGUAGCCAGGUAACUCCCCUGGCCUUAUUAGCUCACUCCAGUGCCUCAGGAACUCAUACUUACUGUGCUCUAUGACAUUCCAGAGACACCAGGAGGUCAGUCUCCUUGGCUGGAGGCACUAUAAAGACAAAAUCAGAAACCUGGACAAAAUGUCAAGAACAAGACUGACUGCUCCCUGUACUGGAGCGUCUCCCACAGAGGGUGGCUCCUGGAAUGAGACUUCACUUUAGUGCAUCCCUGGCCCUCCUCUGCUAUUGCUGCUGUCCCAAAAGAAGCCUGCUAGCAAGAUGCCCCGAGAUGGGAGUCCUAGCAAAGGCUCAGGUUCUCCCAUUACCUGGAGACCCUCUGCCAACACUCCCAGUCCCAGUUCUGUGGAUCCAGUCAGCUCGUUCUGAACCAGGGCGUCCUUAGAAGCUAGGGGAAUUCUAAUAUUUAGUGAACAGGUGUUGACUUGAAUUCAUUGCAGGCCUUCAGCAAUCUCACAUCCUGCACUUACUGUCCUGGGGGACAGAGAGCAGUUCUGCUGGUGGAGAGAGAAAGAUUCUGCUCUCCUAGAAGAUACGACAGAAAAUUACUAUUAGAGUUCAUCUCUUCCCAUUUCCUGAGGCCACAUAAUAGAAGAAUCCAACAGUCGAGAGGUCUGUAGCAUUCAUUUACAUUUCAUCAAAGUGGAAAGGGAGUUAUAUGCUGACUUCCUCUACCUUCCCAAGAGAAGAGCCACUCGUAUAUACGAGUGUGACUUUUGGAAAUGUCUCCCAUCCUCCCCACCCCCAGGCUGUGGUACUACUACUAGCCCAAAAUCCCCGCUACUGUGAUUCAUCAGGGAGGGGUAGAUUACUUCAUGGGACCUCCUUUGUUAGCUGACCUCAAAGUUUCUCUGAGAAAAGGCCUUCAUUUCCUAUUUCUUCCCCUCCUCCAACAAAAAAAGAAAUGCUCUUCACAGAUAACUUACACUAAGUAAACACAUGUGGAGAAGGAAACUAGAAUUGAGACCCUUGGAAUCCAGCCCGCCCAGCCUGACACAUUCAACCUGAAUUUUGGCCAUAGAACAAAAAGAAGAAUAUGGCUUUCAAAUGAGGUGCAUUUUGAUGUGUUUACUUGUAUUUCAGCUGCUUAUAAAUUCUAAAAACCUCAGAGAUCCCUUUUAUUUCUCACUGUUUGGACAGCACCAAAGCAGUGCUAUAAAAUGCAGCAAUCCAGUGUCCUGGGUUUUCCUGGGCUUUUAGAGACACUCCUCACCUCCACAUUGGUCUUUGAUUCCCAAAGGCCUAGGCCCAGAGCAGAUGUUGUUCUGGCCUGCUUCUCUCUCGUUGUCUUCAGUUGCCCACCUCUCUAACUCCACUGCUCGUAGUCCUCCUCUCCACCAGGCAAUCGAGAAUCACGUUAGGGCAAUCAAGUGUGAAGCUGAAUCCCCCUUCCUGGCCAGACCUCAGACAGCAGAUAAGUCAUUAGCAGACAGACUGACUCUUCAGAGCGGCAAGUUCCCCCAACCUAUCUAGUGAGGUCACUGGAGACCCAGGGACUAUUUGCAUCUGAGCUCAAAGGUGUGACAGUCAGCUGGGGCUGGUGGUGACAGGAUCCUGACAGUGGUUUUCUCUCCUUCCCCCUUCCCAAGAUCCACUGCAAUGCGCAGGGAGGGAUGUUGGGAUACAUGCAGUGGAGAAAUCUCCCUGGGCAAGGAGAAAAUUCAGAUAGUGCCUCUAUAUUUUGUUUUUGCCUUCACCCAACAUAGAAUUGACACCUGGACCCAGAGCCCAGCAGGCCCUAUGUCAGACAUGGUAGGGUGGUUUAAACAGGUCCCCCAGUCAGACUGCAGUGUACUGGAUGGAGUGGCUUCUCCCAGCACAGUGUUCCCAUGUCAGUCCAAACAGGAAAACAGACUGUGCAGCAAAUGCUGUGUGAGAUCUUAGGCCUUUAACUUUUUUUUAAGAAAGAAAAGUAAAAUUAACAAGCCUCUUUUGUAAAUGAUUUUCCUUUCUAUGUAUAAAAUCCCUGCAGUUCCUUGUUUUUACAUGUUCAUGCUGUGUAAUUUUGAGAUGUGACUGAGAUUCUGAACAUAAUGUGCAUUUUUUUCUGUACAGAUGAAAUGGGAGAAUUUAAUAAAGAGUUUGCAGGUUUUUACUUGUUAAACCUUCUCUGUGGUGACUGGGAGGACUCUCCAACCACCUGCUCUGCUAGUAAAAGUCGAUGGAGCUGUGAGCACCAACUGUGAACUUGUCACUGAUGCUCACAAAACUUGUUAGGUUUUUAGUAUUCUUGGUUAAUUAAGUCAAGCAGAAUAGGACCACAGGACUUUUAGAAGAGAGAGGGAAAUCAGAUCUGGGUUUUUCUGACUCUCAGACUGAUGUAUCUAGAAUUAUUCAUUCUACUGCUGUGUUUAGGCCAUGUCCUGAGGCUCCUUCCUGGGGAGAGCACCUACCUGGAACCUCUUAUAGAUACAACACAUGGAUGGUGCCUGGUCUAGUGGCUGCCUUCCAGUUGAGGUACAGAGGUAGGCCACAUUUACUUUCUGUGCCCUGACCAGUCCUGGGAUCAGUGACUGCUGUGACACCCUUGCUGAGCCUUUUCUUCUACCUCCUCCACUCAGCAAAGCUAAUUUGCAUCUGGGUGUUUAAAAAAUAAUAAAUGAAUUUGCAAGGUAGCAAAGAUUUCUUGAAGUCGUAAUGUCCGUAAUAGGAUUCCAGUAAUUGGAUGUUUGGUGAGAAAGGAAUGGGUAACCUGGGACCCACAGUUUCUUCUUAGAAACUUCAAAUCCAUGUCGGCAGCUAUAACGUAGGAGGUGGUGGGCCUGGGUAAAGAGUGGAGGCUGGAAGAAGGCAAAGAGUAGAGGAAAGUCCUUUUGAGUCCCAACUACAGAUAGUCCUGCAUGUAGGAAGCUGUGGGCAGCCAUCAGCCCUGAAUGGGAGCAGUCUAGUACCAGGUGCUCUUGAGUAUCCUAGAGGAGCUGCCUGCUUGGUGUAAGUGUAGGCAAUGAGGUGCAGGGUUCAAGCUCUCUACCCCGGUACCUCACAAGGGAAAAAUGGCUCACCAGCCCAGCUAUACUUGGCCACUCCAGGGAAUGCUCAGCGGUGAUAGGGAACAUGCUGUCCAGCUGAAGCGUCAGCAGUCUCAGAAUCAAUCGCCCCACCCCAAAUCAUCUGUGUUUGAUUUUUCUGAUAAAAGAUGCUUGAACUUCUGCCCUGCCCAGCAGUCCACUCUUCUGAGCCUUCCUUCUCUUCUUCCCUCAUCACUACUAACCAAAGCUUCCUACAAGGGGGCUCCACCAUCUACCCUUUUUUUCCUAAGCCCACUGUCACCUGCUCCAUUGCUGUCCUACACCCUCAGACUCACCCUGAUAGAGCAGAUGGGUACCUUCCCCAAAGAUAAACUGGCCUGAAAAACACAUGGCACAGUAGUAGGUGCCCUCAUCAGCAGAGCUGGCAUUGCCCACAGUAAGGUAUAUGGCAUUCUGGGCCGGGUCUAUGUCUGCCAGGUUGGGGGAGGCCCUUCGUGCUGACUUGGCAGAAACCUGACUUAUCAGCUGCUGGUACCAAGACAAGACAUGGGCCCUGGCAGGGCUGCCCUGCACUGCACACCCCAGAUGUGCGAGUUACCUUGUCCACUCAUCACAGAAGGCUGAGGCUGGAGGCACCUGGAGAGGCAGAGAGGAUAGUGACUAUUCUACUCCAUGGUCAUUUAUGAGGCAUUUACUCUCAGCCCAAACUAGUGUGAGGUCUUUCUAGAGAACCAUUUGUCAAUACCUAUGAAAACUGUUACUGGUUUUCUAGCAAUUCUAUUUUCACUUAUCCUAUAAAAAUGAUUGAACUCAUAUAUAUUGGUAUGCCUACAAGGAUAUAAUUAUAAUAAUCUUUAUAGUAAUGAGAAACUAAACAACUAUAAAUAGAGCAGAGGUUAAGUUUUAAAGUGAAACACCCAUAUCAUACAAUACUCUGCAGUUCCCAAAAAGGAAAAUUGGGAUUUCCGCUUCUGGGUAGGAUGGAGUAGUUUGCAGUCGAAUAUUGCUCCCAGUGAGAACAACUAGAAAAGCUGGUGAAACAGGUGAUUUUUGUGGUUUAAGAGAGUUGCAGAAGCAGCAGUAACCAGGGAAGUUAAGAUUGUGGAGAGGGGAGAACCAUGGCGAGGCAAGUUGACAGUCUGCAGCCAUUUGCAUUUGCCAGUUCUGGCAAGAGGCUGAGGAUCCAGGAUUCCCCAGGCAGAAGUCUUCAGGUGGGACAAGAGAAAUUAGCAGUGUUUUUAUAGUGUUGCACCCUGGAGUGACAAAAUUAAAGGCUUCAAGGACCUUAAAAAUAGGCUGUUUUCAUACCUUUACUGAAGUCUGAAAUUUUACAAGAUGGGAACCUAAAAAGCUAAGCCCAAACUUCUUUGUAAAGCAGCCAGAAUUUUGCAGAAUCAGUGCCAAGAAGAUAAAGGGCAGAGUUCAAGACCUCUCAAAAGGAAACAUUCCAGUGAAUAAACCAGGAUUUCCUUUGAAAGCCCUAAAGGGGUAAGCCCUAGGAACCAUUUGACAACCACCAUAGUAGUAAUUGCUCAGGUGAGAAGCAAUCAGUAGGUGAUAAAACUUCUGGGUGAAUGUUUUGGGGUUUUAUUUUGUGUGUGUGUGUGUGUGUAGAACAGGAUACUCAUAUAAUUUCUCAAAAUACCUCCCCCUAAAUUACUUAACUACAGAGAGAAGAAAAAAUAGUAAUUUACCAUGGAGAAACCUGGCUGACACAGCUUAACCAUAUGGAAUGGGACAAAUAGAUAUUAUGUGCCUGUUGCUAGAAUGCAUUGAGAACACAACAUCCCUCUUGUGGUAAUCCUUUCAAAAAUGCGUAGCCUGAAUCUAAUCAUGAGGAAACACCAGACAAACCCAAACUGAGAGACGCUCUAUAAAAUAACUGGCCUCCACUCCAUCAUGGAAGAUAAAAAUUAUGGAACUAUUCCAAAUGAAAGAAUACUUAAAGAGACAUGAUAACUAAAUGCAGUGUAUGAUCAUGGAUUGGAUCUUGGACCAGAAAUUUUUUUAAAUUUUGCUCUAAAGAAUAUUGGUGGGAGAAUUGGUGAAAUUUGAAUAAAAUUUGUAGAUUAAA
Messenger RNA from Miniopterus natalensis, 10345 nucleotides. The record is from RefSeq and is a predicted model, not a curated record. NCBI's taxonomy places the organism in Eukaryota, Metazoa, Chordata, Mammalia, Chiroptera, Miniopteridae.